UUUCCUGUCAUUUCUCAGUUGUAAACAAAUUGCCAAUUUUUCUCUUUCUUGCGGCCACCACCAUCAUGGCAAUUUUUAAUAAAAUUCAAAUUGCAAUUGGCUUCCUGUCCCUACUCCACGCAGCAUAUUCUGCCGCCCAACACCGGUCAUAUCUUCGGAUCACGGAACAGGAAUUCACCCAGCUACCGAUCGAUAUAAUAUUUCAAGCGAUUGCCAGUUUGGUUUUUAUCAUCUACAACAUACUGCAAGUUGUGGGCGAUUUCAAGGAAAUCCGUGCUGCCGUCGAUUUACAGGCCAAAUCAUGGGAAACUCUGUCGAACAUUCCUUCGUUUUACACCUUCAAUCACCGCGGCAAGGCCCUCUCUCCGGUUUACGAGCAACCGAACCCCGAUGCGUAUGACCGCCCUUACACAUCAGAGUCCUAUCUGGAUUAGUUUU
Anopheles maculipalpis is the source of this 438-nucleotide messenger RNA. RefSeq names its product ER membrane protein complex subunit 5 (gene EMC5). Gene Ontology annotation, cellular component: Golgi apparatus; plasma membrane; early endosome. Bases 66 to 434 code for a protein of 122 amino acids. NCBI's taxonomy places the organism in Eukaryota, Metazoa, Arthropoda, Insecta, Diptera, Culicidae. The record is from RefSeq and is a predicted model, not a curated record. The transcript is spliced from 3 exons.